AUGGCGUCGGCAGCAGGACAGUCUCCCUCUGGACACGAUGCUGAACUGGACGAAUUACUGGACAGUGCGUUGGACGACUUUGACAAAGCAGCAGCUCCUCCUCCUCCCGCCGCAGCUGCCUCUGCACCUGCUGCUGCUGAAGAAAAGCCUCCGCUUCUUGAAGACUGUAAGCUGUUUGAGACUCUUUUCGAGGGGGAGAUGGCGGACCAGGCGCGUGAGGAGUGGGAGAAGGCCAUGACGGAGCUGGCCCAGCAGGAGCCCGAGCUGCUGCAGCACUUCAACAAACUCUCUGAGGCCGCGGGGAAAGUCGGCACAGACUCGGCCUCGCAGCAGGAGUUCACCUCAUGUCUCAAAGAUACUCUCAAAGGACUGGCCAAGAACGCAGACAACCUCCAGACUUCUGGUUUGGCCGGGGAGGACCUGGUGAAGACUCUGGAGGGCCUGGCGAUGGAGGACGGAGGAGACGGAGAAGACGCCAACAUUUUACCCAUAAUGCAAUCAUUCAUGCAGAACCUGCUGUCCAAGGAAGUGCUGUACCCAUCGCUCAAAGAAAUCACCACCAAGUACCCUGAGUGGCUGGAGGUGAACAAAGCCACCGUGAGCGCAGAGGAUUUCAGUCGUUACGAGCAGCAGGCGAGGAUCAUGGGAGAAAUCUGUGAACUGUUCGAGAAAGAGGAGGAAGCGGCGGGGGAGAAGGAGAGGACCUUCGAGACCAUCAUGGACCUGAUGCAGAAGCUGCAGGAGCUCGGUCAGCCGCCCAAAGAACUCGCCGGGGACGCGCCUCCGGGUCUGAACUUCGACAUGGACUCCCUGAACCUGCCUGGAGGACCAGCAGGGGGCGCCGAUCAGUGCUCACUCAUGUAA
This is a messenger RNA of Knipowitschia caucasica, 864 nucleotides long. The record is from the annotation of a GenBank genome assembly. NCBI's taxonomy places the organism in Eukaryota, Metazoa, Chordata, Actinopteri, Gobiiformes, Gobiidae.